UCAGCUGACAGGGAGUGCAGGAGCAGAAAGUGCAGAUGUGCAGAAGUGAAAAAUCGCUUUGAUGCUUAAAUUUGUUUCUACAUGUUCACGUGUUUACAGCGAGGGAAAGCAGAGGAAUGUUACCAGGAAGUGAAGGGAACUACCGGUGUCUGGAAAUAAUCAGAGGAGGGUGGAAGAAGUUGUCUCUCAGCAAAGAGUGAGUUAUGGGCAGUGAGUACCAACCACUGUCUUCUGCUGAGUCGUGCAGAAGUUUGUUUAUAGAGACAUCAGAGUGCUUUAUAUGCAGGGAUGGUGAACUUAAAGCCAGCGACCCACUGAGGAAUUUCUGUGACUGCAAGAAUUUACUUGCCCAUCACGUGUGUCUAUCCACAUGGAUCCAGAGGGGAUGUGGGAGUGAGGACAGGCUGCGAUGCAUCAUCUGCAAGGCCAAGUACCAGCUGCAGUGGAGUUCUCCGUGGCGGUCGGUGAGCUUCCAGUGGCAGACGUGGCUCGUGCUGAUCACCAUGUUUGUGUUGCUGGGGCUGGUGCCUUACGUUGUUUACUGCAUGAUGACCGCCUUCACCAACCCCGCUCCUCCCAGCGCCUUUAAAAUAGCAGCAGCCUCUUUUGGUAUCCUGACAGAGAUCCUGCUCAUCAAGUGUCUGUCAAGCUACCUCAGUGGUCGGUACCGGCAGGCCGAGCAGAACUCCUUCAUACUCCGGCCCAGAGGCUUUGAGGAGGACGGAAGCAGCCCGGGCCGCUGGGAUCGGUCCGAGGCCGCCUCGGCAGCGGUAGGUCGCGCUUCGGCGGCGGCGGCGGCGGCGGCCUCACCCACUCAAGUGGAGGAGAGGAGAGUAAAGUGGAUGUGUUGCAGAGUGGAUGUCUCGGCUUCUUUUUCUGAACAACCAACAUGAGGAGUUUACAGAACACAAGGCGAGAGUAAAUCCUUUGGGUAUUAGAUGUGUCUAACACCUAUUCAGGUUAUCACAUCAGUAUAUCAGUGUGGCAUUUAUGAGAUUUUACACUUUAAAACCUAUUUUUGAGGUGUAAAAUAUUCUUGUUUUCCUCCAUGUCAGUCCUUACACUCUCAGUGUUCAGUGAAUAUAUUCACACGUAUUGCAAAUUGAUGAUAAGGAAGAGAAUGCACGCAGCCUGCAUGAGUGUGUUCAGGCUCAGCGAGGGAAAAAAAAAAAAGCCUGAAAUCACUCUCUUUCCUUAAUGAUGCCCACACAGAGACAAUGGGGCGCCGCUCUGAUUAGUGUCACCUGUCCUUGUGCAUCUCAUCAGCUCCAUUAUGGCUCCAUCUCCCUUGCUUCUUCUGCUAAUUGAAUAGCCCGUGAAGUGGUGACGAGGACGGGGGCGAGAGCAACGUCUGUCCCGCUGCUGCUUCAGAAAUGAGAGUAAAGCUUCCCAGAGAGACACUAGUUCUUAAAACAUAAACCAUUAUCAUACAGAUAGAAAAAGUGUUAACAAGUAGCCCUCGUGUUAGAUUAACAUCAUGUUGACUGCAGAGUGUUUUCGUGUAUAAUAGCUUUGAAUUAGCAUUUACUGUAUAUUUCAGAGGAAUCAGGUGCGUUCUCACCUAGAGUUGGAUGAGCGGGUUGCAGGUACCACAGGACGCUCCACAGAUUCAUUCAUUCAUUUGUGUGAUUUAGCCCAAGCAGCUUCUGGAUGUUUUUUGCCAAAUUUCUACUGGACUCAUUUAUCUCUGCAAUAUAUAGUACUGCACCUCUAUGGAAACAGCACUGCCAUGGCGAGAAGUAAAGAGAAUUUUAAAAAUGUACUCCAAAGAACAUUGGAGUUCCUUGUACAAAUAUUUUCUUUUUUGCCAAGAUUUUAAACGAGACGCGCAAAAUAGUGAUUUUGAUGCAACAUCACUUUCAGAUUACAAGCUUAGAUUCUGUACAUUGUUCUGAUUGAACCAGAAGUCACACAUGGUUAGCUCAAAGACUGUCGGAAAGUUUAAACGCCAACAUUUUUUUUGUAACUUUUAACAGUUUCGGUCCAAUAAAGGUUGUCAUUUUGGUGAUUAAAAAAAAAAAAAAAAAAAAAAGAUAAUAUGUCUUUCACACCUGCUGGUGAGUUUUGGAGUUCAGAGAGUCAGCUUACUAAUUAAAUUGCUUUCAAGUCCCCAGAUCCCUCAAAAUGUCAGUACAGUUUACUGCAGAACAACUUAUUUUGUGGAUUGCUUAUACUGAGCUGCUAUCAGUCGGUAGCACAUACAACCUUUAGUUCACAUGAACUGACUAAAACAAACGGAUCAGAAACAACAAACAUUCUGAUAAAUGAUGUGACUGAAACCAUAUUGUCAGAAGGAUUGUUUGAGAUGUACUUGGGUUUCUUUAGCUUAGCUCCACUAACAUGGGGAAGGCGGGGCUUAUUGCGUUCCUUGCAGCCUGCCACCAGGGGGCAAUCAACAUUUUUGGGGUUUUAUUCUGGGAAGCUGUGAUAUAGUCCAUCUUUACAUAUUGGGUAAUAUCCAGUACCCAUACUCUCAUACCAUUUAGGAAACCAGAAAACGGUUCUGUAUGUGCCGCUACAUAAGCCAGCAUGCUUUUCCAGCCAUUCAGACCCACAAUCCUCUGCAACAGAAGACACAACACGGUGUCUCGCUCCCUAAACAAGCCUGAGCUGCUGACAGCACAUAGACAGGUGACAACUCAUUUCAGUAUUCAUUAAUAUGUAUGAAUACUACGUGCAUGCAACAGUAUGUGCUUUGUAGGCGCAGCUGCAGAACUGACUGAAAGUAAAAAGACAAAGUAUGUGAUCUGGAACCACAGUUAGUGGUAAUGGUAGUGAGGACCCUCCCCCAGCUCACAACUCAGGUUCUCAAAUGUAAAUUUGUCGUCCGCACACUCGAGCCGAGAUACCAUGAAGGCAAUGCUGAAUAAACCCUGAAGACAUCAUCCAGGUUGCUUCCUCAGACCUGACAAAGCUCCUCCGGAGCCACAGAAGACCUCAUACAACUGCUUUAACUGUUCUCCUGUAAUGUUGGCUGUAAACAAAUGCUUCUCUGUAAAUGUAGUUCAUAGGAAACUGCCUUGUACAUUAAAUAAGUGAACGUUGUUACUGUAAACCAUUAUUGAACCACUAUGUUGUUCUAAAGCUUUUAUAUAUGGAAGCAAAUAAAAUCUGAGGCAGGCCUCUAUCUGAUGUUUACAUUGAAUGGUUUUUGGGUCGGUCGAUAUUUAGUCAAGAGAAAAUACAUGAAAACCUUGAAAUAUAAAAAAAGCCCUCUUUUAUUUUGAUUGGAUAAACAUUGCCAGCUGUGAUUCAGGGCUGUAGUGUUGGUGUCUCUCCUGCCAGGCAGGAGCUUUGCCGUUAUCUGCAUGUGCCUGAGGCACAGCUAAUGUAAAAAGAUCCACCUCACUCUGCUGUGCUCUGCUAGCAGUGAGCUCUGCAGGCUUAUCCUGCUCAGUCCCUCUCCGUUUCACCUCUCGGUCACAGCCAAGUGACUCUCAGCUGUGCACCACCUCAGUUCGGGCCUUUCUGCGGACAGAAUAGAAGAAGUAUGGCGCUAUCUCACACUGCUGUAUCUGUUAAAUGCCACAACAACAGUGUCCCCAUGCCUGUAUGGUUCCGGGGCUUAAUGUGUGCGUGUGGGGCCAGAUGGACACUUUCAUGAGUGUACGAGUGUGGAUUAUUCUGCAGGCUACAUCUGGGGCUCCACAUGGCACAGCAGACUGCGGUAAGAGAGGCAGGUGGGCACGUGGGGAGGGCACACCUCCAGUGGGCUCUCUUACAUCUAUACUCACCGACAGGGCAUCGCCGCAAAUGGCAGACCGAAAGGUUACAAGACCAUCCUGCAAGACAAAUGCUUCUCUGAAUCCCGGCAAGUCUCUUCUUCUGUCCUUAAUUUCCUGUGUAACAGCAGCUUUCUUCAAGUCUCAGACGUGACUAUGGUGUUCUUUUUUUUUUGGUGUUUGUUUGUUUUUCACAUUACAUUUGUUUAGGAGACACUUUUGUUCAAGAGAUAUUUCCCCAUAUCCACACACUGGGAAUGGUUUGGGCGGAGUGUCUUACUCAAGGACACUUAGUUGUGUGAACAAGAGGAGCCAGGGAAUGGGCCGCCGCUCCUCUGAUUAAUGGCCUACCUACUCUACCACCUGAGCUACAGCUGCCCAUAGUAUGAGCAUGCCACCGCCAUCAACACAUUACGGCAUUAUGCUCUGGUUCAUUAUUGUCAGUGUUCAUCACUGGUCAAACGGGCAGCUUAGUGGCCGGCAGACAAUAGACAGGAAUACUGUAUAAAACACCAGCAAUCAAUCAUAGUAAAUCUGCAGAAUGUUAGCUGGCAGUUGUAUAGUUUACAAAAUGAACUUUUUGUUUACAGUGAAAGCAGUAUUAGUAGUUUGUUUCUUUGGAUGGAGGAUGCACCAACCUUUGAACACACCAAUGGCAUAAUAUGACUUUAUAUUGUUGAAACGAAAAAACUGACAUUAGAAUUUGUAGUUUUUCUGCAAAAUAAAAAUAUACAGGAAUGUUCAUCAGAUGGCUGGACUUGGAUGUAAUUAUUCGUUGUAGAGUAAUUGGGCUCAUGUUGUAGGAGAGCAAGUCAUUUUUAAAGAGCUGAAUACUCUAAGACUUGAACCGUUUGGAUCUUUUCUGGUGUAACGCUGAUAAUGUGCCCAAACUUAUAAACUGCCGGUGAAAGUUCUGUAGUAGUUUACAGUUAUUCUGUUUGGCUUUCGUUUGAAUUACUAAAAAAUACAUUGCAUGUUUGUUCUCA
Molecule: messenger RNA, 4708 nt
Organism: Stegastes partitus (bicolor damselfish)
Lineage: Eukaryota; Metazoa; Chordata; Actinopteri; Pomacentridae
Exons: 5
Coding region: 204-893 (229 amino acids)
Molecular function (GO): zinc ion binding
Source: RefSeq, a predicted model, not a curated record